UGCCAGAAUUUGAGCCUAAUAAUCUCUAUUUUGCGAAUAUAUCUAGCGACCAACCUUUGCGAGGAUCCUGAAGGGUGCGGUGUAUUGUUUAAGCCUCUGGGCUGCUUCAGAGAUAGACGAAACGACCGAACACUUCCUCACUACAUCUACAACGAACGCGACAAAAGUAUUGCCAACUACGGAGGGCGGCUGAUUGACUGGGUGAAUUGGGGAAACUACCUCCCUGGAUUCAUCUGUCGCUGUGCCCAGAAAGCAAAGGAACUGGGUUAUGACUUGUUUGGAGUGCAGUUUUAUGGUAACUUUUAGUCUAGCAUGUUCAUAUUAAGAGAAUUACUCAACUACUCGACAAGCUCUUUGUCGUGCUUCAGACAAACCUCCGUGGGGCAGGUCCAGGAUUUUGACUGCAGGGGGGCGUUCUCCUUAGCUACAUAUGUAGCUUCUUUUGAAGAUAAGGAGAGGGGAGGACGAAUACCCAUGUACCUCUCCUAGACCCGCCCCCUUCUCUUUCUCUUCACGGACAUACAUGACAAGUUGGUUUCAUCAAAUUAGUUGAAACUUGAUGCUUUCGCCAUUGCCCCUACCCUGCGAGCAGAGGCCACAUUUUCGCUGUGUGAGUUGUCGUGCGAAAAGUAGCCUCUGCCGACAACCGUUCAAAUUCGUCCAGAAAUCUGGACGAAUAAAUUUAAAAACGGGUUUUCUCCCGUUUUUGACCGGUUUAGAGCAUUGCGUGAGUCUUGCGUAGCGGAUCAGGGUUAUUCCCGCGAAACUCGCGCCAUUUAACGACAGACCUGAAGAUUAAUUUUGCUUGCGAAUCGCGUGACGAAUUUUGCGCAUGCACGAUAGAAAAUUGAACGGUUGUCGGUAAAGGCUACUUUUCGCACGACAGCUCACACUGCGAAAAUGUAGCCUCUCCUCGCAGAGUACACUGCCCCCCCCCCCCCCCCCCCCCCCCCCCCCCCCCCCCCCCGUCCCUCCCCCCCGCCCACCCCCACCCCCACACACCAGACACCGAGGGCGGCGGGCAAGGCCAGCGCACAGGGAGCAAGGGGAGGAGGGGGAGAGGGGAGGACGAAUACCCAUGUACCUCUCCUAGACCCGCCCCCUUCUCUUUCUCUUCACGGACAUACAUGACAAGUUGGUUUCAUCAAAUUAGUUGAAGGGAAAAAAAAGGGGGGGGAAUCCCCCCCUUUUUUCCUUUCUUUCUUUCUUUUGAGUAAAAAUUUCAUUUCGGAUUUUUCCCGCCCCCCGAAAAAAAACCCCUUUUUUCCCCCCAAAAAUUUUGAAAAUGUUUUUUUUUCUUUUCCCCGGGUUUUUACCCCCGCCCCAAAGAAAAUUAAAAAAAAUGUUUGGGAAAAAGUUUGGGGGGGGGGGGGGGGGGGGGGCAAACAAGGUGCAUUUUGGGAGAUGUACAAGUGGUGAAUUGAGAGAGAGACGUCUGGGAACGAGCCGGCUUCUUUCACCACCUUCGGCAGUACUGGCUAGUUUAUUCUGUGGAAGAGCUAAAGCUUCAAACUUAGUUUUUAAUUUUUAUGCGUUGGCCUGAAUUUAACUUAUGAACCCAACUCCGCCAAAAGAACUAGAGCCACUCCCACACCACACACGCAACUUGGUUUCUUUAAAACUAACCCGUUCAUCUUCAAGAUUGAUUGAAGUUUUUUACAUAUCUAAUUCAGGUGAAUGUCACGCUGGCAGUAGUUCGUCGCAUCGUUAUUAUCGCCAUGGUAAAGGGAGAUGUAAGGACUGUAUUGGAACGGACCGCAACGACUGCAACGAAAGGAAAUUUUGUGCAGGACAGGCGCGGCGUAACAUGGUCUACAAAAUUGUUGGUGAGCUAGGUUAACUACUUUUUUACACAAAUGGGCUUGGCUAGUAUCGCUUUAAGAAAAAAGAUCUAUGUGACUUUGUGUGGUGUUGAUGUAAAAUCUACCUAAAAGUCGGACGCGAAUCUAUAGCUAUCUAUCUAUCUACCUACCUACCUACCUACCUACCUACCAACCUACCAAUCUAACUAACUCCAGGAGCCCAUAGCCAUGUGCAAAAUAGUCGGAAGACACUUUAGCAAAAUAACAGGUUUUCUUCCUUAAAUGUGCCUCAGCGGAUCCUUACGAUUAGAAAUUGUUUUUCUCCCUCCGAUCUACUUGUUAAUAGUUGUCACUGUAAGUUCUGAAUACCAUCUUGAAUGAUUGGAAUCGUUGGGCUGCUUUAGCAACAGAGAGAGAAAGUCAGUUGACGACUGCUCGCGCAAAUCAAACCACUGGCUUGGCCAAUGGCAGAGCGGCAAAUUGGGUACCGGAAGUCGAGUUCAGUCCUUUCCGCGCGCUUUCCCGUCGUCAAAUGACGUUCCCGUUCUAUUGCUAGAUCAGCCCGCUCGUUAUUGAUAUAGGGGGAGGGGUCAGGAAUCAUGCGGAGUCUGAUAAAUAACAACCUCGGUUCCAGGAUCCUCGCCUACAGUUCCCCUCUCUCGCUCCGGGUAACGAGUAGGAGAGGACCCUGGGAACGAGGUUGGAUAAACAACCGGUUGUUGGCUAUUAAAUAAAUGAAUAAAUCAAUAUCUUUGUCCUUUAAUCAACUGAUAAGUUAAGAAACAAGCUUCGAAAUGUUUUCUGAUUCGGCGUGCGAAUAUUUAGAUCUUUGCAGCGUCAGCUUUGAGAGGAUUGGAUGUUUCAAGGAUAAAACAGACCAGCCACGCCUACUUCCGUCGUAUAUUCUAACCGACAGAGAUGAGCAGAUUCAAAACCCAGUCUUCAGCGGUCAACUUAUUGACUGGAAAAACUGGUAUGAGCAUCUCCCGAGUUUCGUGUGCCGCUGUGCACAACAAGCGCAGAAAAAAGGAUGGAGAAUCUUUGGGAUUCAGUACUGGGGUGAGAAUAUUUUAUUGAACUAGUAAUAACAUAAGCUUACGGGGUGAGGGCGACAACGCUCGAAGGUCAAAACGCUUUUAUUCCAACGCGGCUGUACUUUGCGUAAGUUCACGUGAUAGAUGGCCAAAACACGCAUGAUCAAAUUACGAGUGAUAGAAGGUCCAAACGCGUGUGAUCAAAAUGUGAUCAGAUUGCCCUCUGUGCAUUGCAUUCAUCCUUAGUGGAAGUCUAAACGAAACUGGCUAUACGUACUGUGCAUGCGUAAUAGCCACCCGGAGAUUAGGAUUGCGGGCUCUUCUUAUCGCCCGCAAUUAAGCAGUAAACUAGUAAUAACCAAAGGUUAGGGGAUGCAGGCGAGAACGAUCGAAGGUCUAAACGCUUUUGCUCCAUUGCUGUGCUUUGCGUAAGUUUCACUUGUAAGAAAGGCAAAACACGCGUGAUCAGAGUACGAGGGGUAGAAGGUCGAAACGCGCGUGGUCAAAUUGCGUUUUGUGCAAUCCAUUCAUUCUUAGUGGACGUCCAAAAGAAUACUGGCUACAUACAUGCGACGCAUGCGUAGUAACAACCUGGAGAUUAGGAUUGCGGGCUCCUCUUGUCGCCCGCAAAAAUGGGAAGCCACACUUAAAUUUCAACUUUCUAACUAACCAAAGUCUUACGAAGCUCCCAGUUACAACAGAUAUGUAUCGGUGAUCGAAAAAAAAGAACUGCAAUGACGAAUAUUUACUUACGAAUACUUAAUCCUUAUGUAUAGAUUUCCAGAGCUAAAAGCGAUGCUCUCGUUAAUAUCUUUAGUUUACUCAAACAAAAUAUAAAAUAGUGUAAUGCUAAGCGGCGACGGCAACAAAAACAGCCAAAAAAAUCAGCAGGUCUAAUUAGAGAAAAAAACAAUUUUGCACGUGCAGUACACUUUUUAUGUACAUUUCUUUGUCGUUGUUUUGCGCGGGUGCUUGAAAUGCAAAAUCUCACCCUGGCUUACAUGAAGGGGUGGACGUACGUACGGACGAUUUACCAGUAACGCCUACCCUUUCUCAGAACCAAAAUUUCUUGGAUGCAAGGGUAACCAAAUUUUCUUACCCAUGGUGCUCCGCUGCGCGCGGUUUGCGCGCGCGAGAGCUCCGCUAUCAUUUCUUUAUUUAGGUGAAUGUUGGAGUGGAACCGACGAUUCCCCGUUCUUUUUGGAAGGACAUGCGCGACGGGGACAGUGUGCUGACCAGUGCUACAACGAUUGCGGAUGUUCCACUAGGUUUUGUGCAGGAAAAAACUUCACUAACGCUGUUUAUGCCAUAAGUAAGCUUCUUAAAAUGCUAAUAUAA
Messenger RNA from Porites evermanni, 4174 nucleotides. Lineage: Eukaryota; Metazoa; Cnidaria; Anthozoa; Scleractinia; Poritidae. The record is from the annotation of a GenBank genome assembly.